AUGACCUACGUCUCAAAUGAUCAAAGUUGGUGGCCGAAAAUGAUUUUGGUUAUGUUUCUUAGCUAUUGGGAAGUUGCCGCCGGCGUCGUGGUGGUAUACGAUUGGGUCUUAACAUUUGGACAAGAGAUCGAACUCAUCUGGAGACAACGGUGGUCUCUCAUGACCGUGCUGUAUUUGAUUAUACGCUAUAUUGCAAUACCGUUUUCUGUUCUCGGUGUUCUGCGCACCACCACGUUCUACGCAUCAAGUGUGACAAUUGUGGUCUUAACUGCCAUGUUGGGCGUGAUCAUGAUUGCUCGGUUGCAUGCGAUGUAUCAGGGAUCUAGAACGAUGCUUGUGUUCCUUGUUAUUACCUUCCUGGCUGUAAACAUCGCCUGCGCAGUGAUCACGGUAAUAGUACUGAUGGAUACUGUAGGGGAGGAGGCAAUACUCUCUGGCACAUAUAUGUGCAAUUACGAAUUUGAAGUGAACGCCCAGCUUCUGUUUUCCACGAUUUGGAUCCUCAACACUGUUUGGGAGAUCCUCGCAUUCUGUCUGUCAGUUUGGGUUGCUGUGAAACACUUCCGUGAGCUGCGACGACUCAACCGAUCGACAGGAUCGACCAUCGGGGACUGUUUCGGAAUGCUGAUACAAUCUCACGUUCUUUAUUUUGCAAGCUUUGUUGGUGUCUCUUGCCUCCAGCUUGCUUGUUUCUCUGAAGUAAUCUCGAGUUCAACUUCUAUGGGAGCUGGGACGCUCGAUGGUGUUGAUGGGAUUUUAUCGGUCGUGCAGAUGUUUGUGCUGGGACCACGCCUCAUUCUUAGCGUUCGAGAAUACAACGCGAAACUCGUGGCAUACUCCGAUGUAGAAACUAACAUGAAUUCGAUUGUUUUCCAGGAGCGUGUACAUGUAUCGACUGGCAGUACUGUGUAGGGAAAUAUUUGCCGAGUGGUCUGCAGGGAGGAGAAAUUUGGUUGUGGAUCUGUCGUGGUAUUUAGUUAACAUAUGAGGUUUCGAAGUAUAUUUGUAGGCAAACCUAUUUCUUGUUGUAUGGCUACAGGAACGAAGUACCCGCAUUUGACCCAAGUAGCAAAUUGAAUUUAUCUAGCAACCAACCUCGUCCUUGAUUGCCGAUAUUGAAAUAUACUGAUGGCUGAUUCUACGUGUCUGUGGAGUUCCGCUGUCUGAACAUACAGAUGAUAAUGAAGAAGUGAAUGCGAAACGCGUGAAGUCAGAUGGUUGAUGACUCAGAUGCGAUCGGUCCUGCUUAUGCUGUCCUCUUCUGCAAUCAUCUAUCUGGGUUAGGCAUGUGGGAUGUGACGUGAAAGUUCCACGAACUAGGAAAGU
This is a messenger RNA of Suillus discolor, 1326 nucleotides long. RefSeq lists its product as uncharacterized. Bases 1 to 912 code for a protein of 303 amino acids. Lineage: Eukaryota; Fungi; Basidiomycota; Agaricomycetes; Boletales; Suillaceae. The transcript has 12 exons. The record is from RefSeq and is a predicted model, not a curated record.